This is a messenger RNA of Selaginella moellendorffii, 1247 nucleotides long. RefSeq names its product RING-H2 finger protein ATL8. The transcript has a single exon. Gene Ontology annotation, biological process: protein ubiquitination. The record is from RefSeq and is a predicted model, not a curated record. The coding region runs from base 195 to 1022 and encodes 275 amino acids. NCBI's taxonomy places the organism in Eukaryota, Viridiplantae, Streptophyta, Lycopodiopsida, Selaginellales, Selaginellaceae.
AGACGAGAGGAGGAAGAAGAAGAAGAAAAUCACCGCCAAGAUCAGGAUUUAACGGGACGAGAACCAGCCGACGAUUCCAACCCUGCAAUCGCUCAAUCCUGAUGAGAUCCUGAUCUACGGGCCUAGCAGAGGAAGAUUCUUCUCUCUUUUCAAGCGCAUCAAGCUCUUGCUUUUCAAUUUUCUGGAAUUUCUUGAUGGCGAUACCUAUAGUGGCCAUUUCCCCUGCUAGAGCUCCUGUUCCUCCACUCAAUCCAGAUAAAUCACUGCCUCCCCGAUUGAAAUCUCAGCAGCCCUCGCAUCGCAACAUCGGCAUCGAUCGACAGCAGCCGCGGCGCGGCGAAAAAAUGGCAAGGUUCUCGCUAUUCUCACUCGCUGGCGAAGAAGGAGCUCCCGAUUCGGCGCCUAUGAUCCACAAUCACCUCUACCGCCACCACAAGCCCUUCCAUCUCACCACUCUCACUUGCGUCGCGAUCGUCCUGUGUGGAAUGGGGGCGAGCCUCUCGAUCAUGGUGCUCUUCUGGUGCUUUAGCUCGCGGAGGAGGGGACGGCAGCAGGGGGAGGGAAGCAUCGGGCCGUCCGUGGGGGCGCAAGAGCGCCAGACGCGCGCCAAGGCGACCGUUGGAUUGCUGCCCAUUGUCUCAUCGGACGAUGCGCGGCGCGCGGACGAGUGCUGCGCGGUGUGCUUGACAGAUUUUGGGCGGAAGAUUGGCGGUGGGGAGGAGGAAUCCGAAGAUCUUGAUUUGAGCGAUCGUGAAAUUCAGAGCUGGGAGAUCCGUGCGCUGCCCGGCUGCGGCCACUGCUUCCACACCCAAUGCAUCCAGCUCUGGCUUUGCUCGUAUCUCACUUGCCCCCUGUGCCGCAGGGGAAUCGCGGCCGAUGAUCAUCAACCCUGCGCUGGAUCGAUCGUCGCGAAUGGCGCAAGCUCCUCGGGCUCUCUCUGCGAUCGGCAGCAGCACCGGCGCAGCAGUCGAUCCGCCCCAUCCUCCCCCGCGCCGGUAGCCACCGAUUGCGAGUGUGGGUGAAUUUUCUUGGCAAAGAUAGUUGGUGUAGCUGUUCUCGAAUUUCUAGCACGCAAUCAAUCAUCGCAUUUCCUGGCAUUGUACAAAUUGAAAUUCUUCUUGUUUGCUGGACUAUAAUAACGAUUCAAGGACCCUGUUUGCCAGCGUCAUCCAUGGCCAGAGAAUAAACACCAUUGCUAAUCAAUCAAGAGUAGAAAAUCAUUGAUUUCUCUACGGAUGUUUCGUUUU